This is a messenger RNA of Diorhabda carinulata, 2283 nucleotides long. RefSeq names its product nudC domain-containing protein 3. The transcript is spliced from 3 exons. Lineage: Eukaryota; Metazoa; Arthropoda; Insecta; Coleoptera; Chrysomelidae. Gene Ontology annotation, cellular component: cytoplasm. The coding region runs from base 331 to 1176 and encodes 281 amino acids. Gene Ontology annotation, biological process: protein folding. The record is from RefSeq and is a predicted model, not a curated record.
UUGCAAAUGGCAGUUAAAAUGACGGUUUUCAUUUUUUUUUAAUUUGUGUAAAUUAUUGGUAAAGUGUGUGUUGGUUUGUGAUCUUUAUUAAUGUGUACAUAAUUAAAAACGUACUUUCCUAUUUGACCCGAGUUCCUUUAUCGUACCGCCAGUAUAAACGUCAUUUACUUUAUGAUCAUUGGCGCGAUUCGAUAGUCAUCUCAAUUGUCAUUUACGAGAAAAACGAAGAAAAGCAGCAGAGGCCAUAGAGAGGGAAAAAAAAGAAGAUGAAUAAUGGCCGAGUUUGACGUUUAAUAAAUAAAUUGUUAGUAUAUUAUCUAUAAUAACGAAAUGUCUGGUAAAAAUUUUGAUAAUAUACUAUUCGAAAUGCUGAAAGAAUGCAGAACCCUGCCCAAUUUUUUGGAUAAUAUAUUUGGGUUUUUACAAAGAAGAACAGAUUUUUAUCAUAUCGCAAAAGAUGAACAUGCUAGUAUUGGUUUACCAGAUGGACUUGCGGAAAAAUUAGUGAGGCAUACGUUUUUAAAAUUCAAGCCAGACAAGAAAUAUACUUCAAAUGAUAUACCCGUAUCUAAAGAGGAAGUUGUUGCAGAAAGCUCUAUAGAUAUAGAUGAAGUUACAUCUACGACUACAGAGGAAUCGACAGAGCUUACUUUUACAAAAUCUGAUUAUUACAAUGGAGGUAUCUUUGAUAAUUAUUGUUGGUCACAAACAAUAAAGGAAGUAGAUGUUACAGUGAAGGUACCGCAAAAUAUCAAUAGGAAACAUUUGAUGGUUAGUAUACUACCAACUAGUAUAUCAGUACAGUCAAAAAAUGAAGAUUAUUUGCUAAAAGGUGAGCUUUGUGAAAAAUGUAAAGCUAACGAUACUGUCUGGUCUUUAGAUGGACAAAAAUUACAAAUACAUUUGGAGAAAUGUCGAGAAAAAUGGUGGACUUGUUUAGUGAAAGGAGAAACUGAAUUAGACAUAUCAAAAAUAGACUGUUCUAGACCUUAUGAAGAUCUGUCUGAAGAAGAACAAGCGAAAAUUGAAGAAUUAAAGUGGAAUCAAGAAAGAAAACGACUAGGAUUACCGACUUCUGAAGAAUUGAAACUUCAUGAGACUCUGAAGAAAUCUUGGGAUGCCACUGGUUCACCAUUUAGAGGACCUUUUGAUCCAAACAAUGUUAAAUUGAACUGAACAAUUUCAAGUGUGCGAUAGAUAUUGUUUGUUUUUUUUUUUUGUAAAGAUUGUAAACAUUUUUUAAAGUAUAAAAGAUUCUUAUCUAUAAUAGUUGGAUGAAAAUUGAUAAAAUUUGAAAAUUUCCAGACAAGAUUGAAUUUUUAUGGCAUUUUCUUUGCUUAUCAAUCACUACAAGGUUUUAUUCAUAUUUUAGUAAUGUAUCUUGUAUCUAUUCAAUGGAAAACCUGUUUUUUAUGAAAAGUGUCUGAAAGGUUGGUAUAACUUCAUCCAUUUGUGUCUACAUAUAUAAUAAAGAUAAAGAUCAUUUUACAUUUAUUAUAAUAUGUAAUAUUACUUUAUUAUAUAAUCUAUGUACAUAAUUAGGAUUUAAUGUUCAUUACAGUAAUCUCAUUAAUUAUAUAUCUGCUAUGACAUUUUACUCUACCCAUAAUUAUCAUAUUUGUGUAGUUUUUUUAUAUUCUAGCAUUUUAAUUAUUUUCAUUUAUCGACCCUAAACAAAUUUGUAUAAUUGACUGAUGUGUAAUAUUUCUCUUAUUAUUAUUAUUAGUAUUAUUUUUUAAAAUAUAUCUAAUCAUUUCCUUUGUAUUAUAAUCCAUGCUUUGAUAUCAUCUAGAAGGUCACCCAUUAAUAAUUUUCAUUUUUAUCUUUAUUUCCGUUGUACAUUUCUCUAUAACAUUGAUUUAUCUCAUAUUUCAAUUGUUAUACCGUUUCUUUCUAGACUUAUGAUGUAAUAAAUACUCCCAAUUCGUCAUGUUCUCUGAAUCUUUUUUCUUUUCUUCCAUUCUUUUGUAACAAGUUGGAUUUAUAUUGUUUUUUCUUUUCUACAUAAAUAAUUAGAUAUCUUUAUCUCUUUGUACAUUUACAGUGAACUUACAAAGUUUGUUAUCCAUUGCUUCAUAAAUUGUUCUUCCUUCUAGAUAACAAACUUUUUCUAUACCUCUCCUAUCUAUUUUCUUAAGUCUUUUUUUUCAUUCUCUCUCGUCGUACUAUUUACAUUUAUCACUACUUCAAAAUUCAUUUUCGUAUCUUUAUAUAAAUUCCCUUUGAUCCUUUGUAAGUUUUGUAAAUUUGUAUCAAGAUAUCAAUACGAAUAUACUAAAGAAA